UGAUGGCCCCACAGCAAACGUUCGACCUUUGGAUUUUGGAUUGGGCUUAAAAUUCAAUUUGCGGUCACAACAUGAAUAUGGAUCGACUGGUGCAGUUAAACAACCAAGCGGGCGGCCGGGACAAGAUUGCUAGGCUCAUCCAGUAUGCCUCCCGUGCGAUGUGGGACUCGCUGGAGACCUCGAACUCAAGUCCGGCGUUGGUGGAUAAUUUCAAGACGAUCGAGUACAUUUUGAGCACCUUCCGGAAGCUGCUCCGCUUUGGAAAGUGCGUGGACGUCUUCUAUGGCACCCUGAAGACCAUACACUAUCCGGAUCUCACCAUCCGGGUGACGCUUACCCUAAGCAAGCUGUCGCAGUCGCUGUUCCUCUUCGCUGACCACUUCCUUUGGCUGGCUAGAACUGGACUAACGGCAGUGGACGCCAAGCGGUGGUCAAGUCUCGCCAACAAGUACUGGCUCUUCUCGAUCAUUAUGAAUCUUUGCCGCGACUUUUACGAGAUCCUGAGGGUUUUGGAUCUGCAUCGAUCCGGCUGCAAGGGAGGCAUAUCGCGUUGUCGCCUUCCCACGAGCAUCAACUCGCCCGAGGACUUCAAGCGUUUUGCCCUGCAAUCCUUUGUGCUAGUUCAGGGACACAAGGACAUUGUCGUUGACACGGUGAAGAAUGUGUGCGACUUCUUCAUCCCGCUCACGGCGCUUGGUUACACAAAGCUCACACCAAGGACAAUAGGACUUCUGGGAGCGGUGUCAUCGCUGGCUGGACUGUGGGCUUUGCUGGAGCCCAGGGCCAAGCUAACGCCUGCGUAAUACCCAGCGACCUGAUAAAUAGGCAACCUCGUAGAUAGGCUGUCCGUGUAGCUAUUUUAAUUGUUAUAUUGUAUUUGUAUUUGUGCUCGGAUUAAGUGAAAAGAUAAACGAACGAUUUGAUGUAUUAA
Molecule: messenger RNA, 931 nt
Organism: Drosophila serrata
Lineage: Eukaryota; Metazoa; Arthropoda; Insecta; Diptera; Drosophilidae
Gene: Pex11ab
Product: peroxisomal biogenesis factor 11ab
Biological process (GO): peroxisome fission
Cellular component (GO): peroxisomal membrane
Source: RefSeq, a predicted model, not a curated record